Molecule: messenger RNA, 2431 nt
Organism: Impatiens glandulifera
Lineage: Eukaryota; Viridiplantae; Streptophyta; Magnoliopsida; Ericales; Balsaminaceae
Product: pentatricopeptide repeat-containing protein At1g19720-like
Exons: 2
Coding region: 201-2108 (635 amino acids)
Biological process (GO): RNA modification
Molecular function (GO): protein binding; RNA binding
Source: RefSeq, a predicted model, not a curated record
UUUAGGACUUACAGAAGAAGAUAACAGUUGCCGCCUGCCGGAACUUCCAGAGUGUAUUGGUCGGGGGGGAGAUUCCGAUUAGGUUCGUCUUUUCUCAAAGGCACGAACACGAAGACCGUCUUCUAACAAAGACUACCACAGUCCUCUGUUUCUCGUCAGAUUUCUUCGCUCUAUAAACACGUUUAAGCAGAGGAGAAUCGAUGGCGACUCCUGCUAUUGCUGUCCACUUUAAUCCUUGCCAUGCGGCGGAAAAUAUGGUCGGCUGUAGCUCCAGUUUGAUGGACAGAAAAAGAUUCUGUCUUUCACUUUCACGGAUAGAUUCGCUUGCAACCCAACACCGGAAGAAAGUUUGCAGGACACGACAUACCUUUGGAGGAAAUGGAAAUGGAAAUAGAUAUGAUAGAAGGAAUGUAAAGUUGGUUUCAUUGAAUUGCGAGUUUUACAGGGGGUUUCAUAAUAGGCAAUUGGAUGCAACAGAGCUAACGAACGAUGCCCAUAAGUUGUUUGAUGAAAUUCGCGAUAGAACUGUACCUGGUUAUUCUACUUUGAUAAGGUCAUAUUGCAGGUCUGAAAGAUGGGAGGAGGUUUUCUCGCUUUUAGGUUUGAUGAUUCGUGAUGGUAUAUUUCCAGAUAAAUAUCUUGUGCCAACGCUCUUAAAAGCUUGUUCAGCAGUUCGAUUCUUGAAAUAUGGUAAGAUGAUCCAUGGGUAUGCUGUUAGGAUGCAAUUGGAAAGGGAUAUUGUUGUGGGAAAUGCACUUUUGAAUUUCUAUGGUAACUGUUUCGAUAUGAUAUAUUUGAGAAACUUGUUUGAUUAUAUUCAGGAGAAGGAUGUAGUGUCGUGGUCUACUCUAAUUUCAUCUUAUAUGAACAUAGGAUUAGUGGAGGAGGCAGAAAAUUCUUUUCGCGAAAUGCAGUUGUGUGGAGUGAAUCCUGAUAUAAUAACUUGGAAUGCUCUAGUAUCCGGUUUCGCUAGAAAUGGAGAGAUUGAAUCGGCUAUUAUAUAUUUGAAUUGUUUCAAUCCAAAUGUAGCUUCUUGGAAUGGAAUUAUUUCAGGUUUUGUUCAAACUGGAUGUUUCGAACAGGCAUUAGAUAUGUUUUCGAAAAUGCUGCAUUUCCCAGAGAAUCCUAAUUCCGUGACAGUUGUGGGUGUCUUACCCGCCUGUGAACUUCCCCUAGGUAGAGCUAUUCAUGGAUAUGCUAUUAAAAAAAACCUUAAUGGGAACAUUCUUGUGGCAGGUUCUCUGAUGAAUAUGUAUUCAAAAUGUGGAGCUUUCGAUUGUACUGAGAAAGUGUUUACUCAAACAAAGAACAAAAACACUGCCUUAUGGAAUGAGAUCAUUGCAACCCAUGUUGACAGGGGUAAAAUGGACAUUGCAUUGGAACUUAUUACAUCAAUGCGAGAGAGCGGUUUGGUGCCAGAUGAGAUUUCGUAUAACACAAUACUUUAUGGGUAUGCAAAAGAUCGAAAAAAGAAUGAAGCCUACGACUUACUAUCCAAGAUAACCCCAACCAUUGUUUCAUUCAACAUUUUAAUUUCAGGAUUUCAGCAAUCUGGUCUUAGCUAUGAAGCUUUGAGGUCAUUCAUAAUCCUACAAUCAUAUUCUACGAUAACUCUGAAUUCAAUCACCAUUUCCAGUAUUCUCGCCGCUUGUGCUGAUCUAAACGCGUUAACCCAAGGGAAGGAAAUCCACGCGUAUAUUUUGAGAAACUGUUACGAGUCUAACAUCUUCGUCUCGACUGCAGUUGUCGAUAUGUACUCGAAAUUUAGUGAUAUUACUUCUGCAAUUAAGGUAUUCAACAGUAUGAAGAUUAGAAACACGGUUUCGUGGAACAGUUUGAUUAAUGGGCAUGUUAAGAAUGGUAAUCGUGAAGAAGCGUUUAAAGUGUUUAAUGAAAUGCUAGAUGAUGGAUCUGAGCCGAGCUUAAUAACCUUUAUGAUACUUGUUUCUCUAUGUGGUGAAAUGACCGAGUUAUCUGUUGGUAGAUCGUUGCAUGGAUUUAUUUUGAAAACUCAGAAUUUGAGAAACAAUAGACAACUUGUAAAUGCGGUUAUAGACAUGUAUGUUAAAUGUGGUUACAUAUCGGAGAGUAUGAUCCUUGGAUUGUGAGAAGGGCCCGAAGUUUCUUAGAAAUACGAUAACUAGCGGUUAGUUCAUGGCCAAGCUACAAAAUCUGAUACAUUGAGUGAAAAAUCGCAAGGUUCUGCUGGGAAUUGAGUGCGAAAUCGAUGGUUUUUUUAUAAACUUGCAAGCAUAAUUUCAGAAUCUGCGACGUCUCGAGAGGAUUUUUCCAGGUAUUUGGCUUAUUUCUCGAUCUUUUGUAGGGUUUUUGUUAGAUAGAUUUAAGCUUUUAUUUGUUCUAUUAGGAUUUAAAGCAGCUUGUAGUUUAUUGUAUGCUUUGUUAUUAUAUAUAUAUAUGCAGGCUUGUUUGA